AUGGCAACCGACCACAGCAACGGUCCGCCUGUGGAUGUAACCCACGACGACGGCCCCAACGACCACACGAAUGAACAUACUGGCCAUGCAGAUGCCAGCUGGCAGAAUGGAUCAUCGCAGGCACCCAACCCGACAGCACCAGGCCCCAACGGCUCCUUACCGCCGCCAGCAGGAUAUGCAGACGAACCCACAAACGGCAGCGAAUCGAGAGUUUGCAAAAAGUGUGGCCUGCAAUUGACGGGACAGUUCGUCCGAGCUCUGGAUGGAACAUUUCAUCUGGAUUGCUUCAAGUGCCGAGAUUGCGGCGAGAUCGUGGCAUCCAAGUUCUUCCCCGCGGAAGAUGAAAACGGAGGACAAUAUCCCCUCUGCGAGACUGAUUACUUUCGACGCCUCGGCCUCCUAUGCCACCAAUGUGGUGGGGCCCUUCGCGGGUCGUACAUAACCGCCCUCGACCACAAGUAUCACGUUGAUCAUUUUACUUGCUCACUCUGUGCAACCGUCUUUGGCGCCCAAGACAGCUACUACGAGCAUGAUGGACACGUCUACUGCCACUACCACUACUCAACCCAGUUUGCCCAGCGAUGCAAUGGCUGCCAGACGGCUAUUCUAAAGCAGUUUGUUGAGAUAUUCCGCAAUGGACAGAACCAGCACUGGCACCCCGAAUGUUACAUGAUACACAAAUUCUGGAACGUACGUCUAGCUCAGCCGACGGAGGUGCCCCAGAUUGAAGAGGGCGAUGUGAGCGAUCUCAUCAGGGACCGUAUCCGCGAGGAUGAAGAACGCAUGGAAGACAAGGUUUUCAGAAUAUGGAGUGUUCUAUCAACAUUCGAAGAGUCAUCUGCCGCAUGCAUAUCUGAUAUGCUGCUUCACGUCAGUAACGCCUCGUACGUCGACGGUGUGCUGGUUGCGAAGCGUUUCAUCUGGCACGUUGAGAUUCUUUUCCAAGCUGCAGAUAGGCUAGACGCCGCUGUUUCAAAGCAAAGCGAGAAAGCCAUGUCGUAUGGCCGAGAGGCCAAACUUCUCUGCAAGAAGAUUGUGGCGUUCUUCUCCUUGCUAUCGAAAACGCAGGACAAUGGAUCGCGGCAGCUGGGUGUAACCCAGGAGCUCCUGUCCCUCGUCACCGGCUUGGCCCACUAUCUCAAGCUGCUCAUCCGCAUUUGCCUCCAGGGAGCGCUACGCUUGGAGCGAGACGCGAGCUCUAGCGAUGGCCUUCACCAGUUUCUGGAUAAUUUGAACGACUUUGAGAGCUACAAGGGCGACGAGGGCCUUCUGCAAGUUACCAUGGGCGGCAAGCGGCUUUCGGCCAAGGACUCGGACCACUGCGCGCAGUGUGGCAGGUCGGUGGAGGAUGAGUGUGCCAAGACUGGCGAUAUGAGAUGGCAUAUUGGAUGUGUCAACUGUUCUCGCUGCCAACGGGAGCUUGGUCGUGCCCUGGAAGAAGCUCACUUCAACGCACUGGAACGCAAGAUUUACUGCGUCACAUGUAUAGGAGGCAAAACCGACGGCCUCGCACCCUUUACCCACAUUUCCAAACUUCAACAAUACGUCUUCCUUCUCAAAGUCGCACUGGCAAGACUGCUGGAUAUUCUGAGAAGCAAUGGUGCCAGGCCGAGGCAACCAGGCGAUGCGAACGAUAAAAGCCGUCGUCGCGAGUCGACAUACGAAACAACCCUCAAUGAGGUCCGAAGACUACGCAGCACACGUCUCGACCGACACUUGUCAUCUAGUGUUAGACAAGCUCGGACAUCUCGUGUUAUGGAUGCUGAUGGACGAGGUCCCCGUCCUGCAUCCUCCGGAGGAGAAGACAAAACUCAAGGAUCGACAGACCAGAUGUUUGGGCAAAACGACGCCAUUACAUUGGACGAUAUUUCUCGCAUUGUGGCUGUUGAGCAGUCUCGUGAACAACAACAGCGCCGUGACCGACUACCACCCAGCGAUGUCCUGCGAUCUGGCGCCCCUGACCAAGGCCUCGGCUUAGGCCACUCAAGGACGCAGUCAGUUGGGCCGGAUCUUCAGGCAGCUGACCCUAUGAUGUCUCGAGUUGGCAGGAAAUUCUUCCCCGAACUGUCUGGCCUCGAAUACUUCAAUGUCAGACAUCUUGCCGUCCUGAUUAUGCAUCCUGUGGUCGAGUCAGAAUUCACAUUAGAGGAACUGUUGAGUUUCAUUGAAUCCAGAAAACCAGCCACAUUUUGGAAGAAUUUGGGCAAAGCCUUCAAGAACGACAAAAGCAAAGGCGUCAAAAAGAAGGGCGUCUUUGGUGUGCCUUUGGAGAUUAUCAUUGAGCGAGACGGUGCCGACUCAACGGAUGGCGUGGGUCCUGGCACUCUGCGCAUCCCCGCAGUCGUCGACGACAUUAUCUCGUCUAUGCGCAAGAUGGAUCUCUCCGUUGAAGGCGUGUUCCGUAAGAAUGGCAAUAUCAAGAAGCAGCAAGCAAUGGUUGAUAAGAUCAAUGCGGAAGGCUGCGAUACCGUCAAUUUCAUGGAGCAGCCAGUAAUUCAGCUGGCAGCAGUUCUAAAGAGAUACCUGCGAGAUCUUCCAGACCCUCUCAUGACUAACAAGCUUUACAAGCUUUGGAUCACCGUUGCCAAGAUACAAGACCCGGCUCGAAAGCUGCAGUGUCUGCACAUGGCUAUGUGUCUCCUUCCCAAGAGUCAUCGCGAUUGUUUGGAAAUUCUUCUCACAUUCCUCAAAUGGGCGGGCACUUUCCACCAACUAGAUGAGGAGGUUGGGUCCAAGAUGGACGUAAGAAAUCUGGCAACCGUUAUUGCACCCAAUAUUUUGAUGAACCCUGCCAAAACACUUGCCAUGGAUAGCGAGACUAUCUAUGUGAUUGACGCAGUGGAGAUUCUUAUUGACAAUAUUGAAGAGAUGUGCCAGGUUCCGGACGAGAUUCUUACGCUGCUCAACGACCCCUAUCUUUUCAGCAACAAUGGUGAAAUCUCAACCAAAGAGAUCAUGAAACGCUACCAAGAUAUCAGAGGACAAGCCCCUGCCGAGCCGAGCGAGGUCUACAAUCGGCAAGAGAGCUCGACCCGUUCGCCACCGAAGCGAGGCGAAACGGAUCCGUCCGUCUGGCAGGGCGAGAGAUCAGUCCGGCCGAUGCAGGACAACCCCCCUCCACCAAAUUCCACUACGCCGGUGCCACCGCCGCGGUUCAGGCCCCCAGAAGACCAGCCCUCUCCCUAUGAUGCCAAUCAAAUUGAUCAUCCCAAUCCCCAUGGGGAGAACCCUGAUCACAAUCAGCGGACAGAGUGGCGGAAUUCUGGCGUUUGGGGCCGCCAAGGCGGUGGGGUAGGUGUUGGCGAGCCUUUUUGA
Molecule: messenger RNA, 3315 nt
Organism: Trichoderma breve
Lineage: Eukaryota; Fungi; Ascomycota; Sordariomycetes; Hypocreales; Hypocreaceae
Product: rhoGAP domain-containing protein
Exons: 6
Coding region: 1-3315 (1104 amino acids)
Biological process (GO): actin cytoskeleton organization; signal transduction
Cellular component (GO): cytoplasm
Source: RefSeq, a predicted model, not a curated record